AUGUUUUGUCUAACUGAUAUUACUAUAGAAAAACUUUAGGGACUACUUAGAUCGUUAAAUUCAUUUAUUUUAAGGAAUAUUAAAUAAUUUAUUUAAAGUAGAGUAUUUUAGAGUGAUAUCAUGAUAGGAAUCUCUAGAUUUGCUGGCUCAAUUUAUAAGCGACUUCCAAAAACUCCGAUUUCCUAUCAUAUUACGCAUUCAAACAAAGUUUAUGACAUGAUUAUGAUGAAAAAAAAUAUCAAAGAGUUUGACAGCUUUUUUGAUAAGAGAGUUAAAGUUUUGAGUAACAUUAUACAUUCAAAUUUGUUAAAUAAUAAGUUGAUAGAGGAAGCAAAACUAAAGGAGUUAUUAUUGCAAAAUAAGACUUCGGAAUACAUUGAAGAAUUGAUUAAGAAAAAAAAGUAUUCUACAGCAUAUCGAUUUAUGAAUGCCCUUUAGUAUGACACAGUCUCAUAUUAAGUAAGAAUCAGAAAUUUCAUAUUAGGAACUUGUGUAUUCGAUGGCUACUAAUGAUAUGAAGUUACAAAGCAAGAUUAUUAAGGAGUAACAUUUAGAUACAAAGGACAAUCAGAAGGUGUUGAAUCAUUUGCAUAGUGAAUCUAUGAGAUUUUUUAUUUUUGUAAAAAAAUAUUUAAUUAUAGAGAGCAGAAAUACCAAUAUAAAAAGUAGAAGAAUUAUUUUUGGGGGAUGAAAGUAAAUUAUAAUUUUUGGUUGAAAAUUAUUUUACGUCAAAUAAAUAAAUAGCCAUUCAAAUAGCUAAAAGAAAUAAUAUUAAAGUUUAAAAUCCAUAAAUUUAGUAAGAGAUUGAUAAUUGCACAAAUGUAAUCGAUAAUGCACUAUUAAAAAAUGAUGAUUUCUGUAUUGAUUAUUACCAUAUUUUUAGUGCCAUCAGAAUUAAUACUGAAAACAAAGAAUGCCAAUAAUUUUGUACUUCUAAAGAAUUUCAAUAUAUCUAGGGAAGAUGUUUAUUUAAUUGAAGAUGAAACCCAAUUAACUGAUGAAAUCAUAGAUGAGAUUUUAAAGGCUCCUUAAACUGGCAUUGACACUGAAAGCUUUUAAGAAAUUCCUUAGACUAAAUUUACUUAGAGAAUGAAUAAGGUUUGUUUACUCUAGAUAGCUUUACCACAAAAGAUUUUCUUAUUAAACACUGCCAAUCUUACAAGUAGUAGCAAAUAUCAAUAAUUUCUUGUGAAAUAUACAACUAGUAAUGCUUUAAAAAUUGGAUAAAACCUAAGAUAGGAUUUCUUAUCAUUGUUAGGGUAGAUUAGAGCAUCUGAUGUUUAAUUAAACUAAAUUAUUGAACUAUCACAACUAUUUUAGUAGAAAUUUCCAUAGGAAAAGAAAACAAAUUUAUCUUUUUAAUGUUCUAAGCUUUUAGGGAAAGAACUAGAUAAAGUUGAGUAAAUCUCAAACUGGUAAAAGAGACCAUUGAGGAAUGCAUAGAUUCAUUAUGCAGCACUAGAUGCAUACAUAUGUUUACACCUUUAUAAUCUAUAUAAAUAAUGA
This is a messenger RNA of Paramecium octaurelia, 1506 nucleotides long. The record is from the annotation of a GenBank genome assembly. NCBI's taxonomy places the organism in Eukaryota, Ciliophora, Oligohymenophorea, Peniculida, Parameciidae.